AUGGCUUCUCAUCUAAAAGGUGUUGCAAAAGCAACCAUGACAGACCAAAUACGCAAAGAGUUAUGUGAGUACAAAAGAGAUCAUACCAAAUGUACUCAAAAAGAGUUGCAAUUGUGGAUUCAAGAAAAAUUUCAAAUUCAAGUUAGCCAAGGUACAAUCUCAAACACACUCAAAAGAUCAGAUGAAUAUCUUUCCACCAAUCUGGAAUCCAGAAAAGAUAUCAAACGUCACAAACCAGCAAAAUAUCCAGAGAUGGAGAAAGUUCUUUUUGAAUGGUUUCUUCAAUACCAAGAUCGUGUGAAUAUGACCGGAGAACUAAUUUUAGAGAAGGCAAAAGUGACUAUGAAACUUGUAUACCCGGAACAAGAUUUUGAGCACCAAUUUUCUCAAGGCUGGCUUGAAAAAUUCAAAUUACGACACGGUAUCAAGUCGUUUCGUCGGUUUGGAGAAAGCGGUUCAGUUGAUGUUGAAGACAUGGAAAAGAAGCUGGAAGCUAUAAGAGGAAAAAUAGAUAAGUUUUCUAAGAAAGAUGUUUUUAAUAUGGAUGAAACUGGUUUGUUUUAUAGGUUACAAGCUGAUCAUUCUCUUGCUACAAAACAACUUGAAGGCAAAAAACAAGACAAAGAAAGAUUAACUCCGCGCUGCUUCAAGAAUGUCAACAUGAAUAGCUUGAAUUGUCAUUAUCGAGCCAACAAAAGAGCUUGGAUGACAAGUGUUAUUUUUGAAGAAUAUAUUCGCUGGUUUGAUCAGAUAAUGCAUGGUAGAAGGGUUUUGUUUGUGGUAGAUAAUUGCCCAGCACAUCCAAGAAAUAUUGAAGGAUUACAUAAUGUUGAGUUGUUUUUCUUGCCACCUAACAUGACGUCAAAAAUCCAACCUUGUGAUGCUGGAAUAAUAAGAGCUUUUAAAAUGCAUUAUCGAAGGAGAUUUUACCGUGAGGUUUUAGAAGGAUAUGAGUUGGGACAAUCUGAUCCAGCUAAGAUCAAUGUUUUGCAUGCUAUCAAUUUUGCGGUCUCUGCUUGGACAACUAAUGUUCAUGGAGAGACAAUAGCAAAUUGUUUUCGACAUUGUAAAAUUCGUUCAAGGGAUGCCGUAUCAAGGAAUUCAGAAGAGGAAUCAGUUUGUGAAGAUGGUAUGCAGGAACUUGAAGUGGUGAUUAAUAAUCUUAGUUAUCGAAAUAAAAUGGAUGUCAAUAGUCUACUCGACUAUCCAGGUGAAAAUGAUGCAUGCUCAGAAGUUCAGAGUUUAGAAGAGAUUGUGGUUUCUGUCAUUAAUGUUGAUGAAGAAGCUGAAGACGAUAAUGUGGAACCUUUGGAACCAAUUACACGUAAGAAAGCAAUUAUCGCGUCUAGAACUCUUCACAACUUUUGGAUGCAAAUCGAGAAGACAACACCAGGAGUUUUUGAUGCAAUAAGGAAAAUCAGAGAUGAACUCCAACGAGAUUCCAACUUUAAGAAAAGACAAACAACACUAGAUUCAUAUUUUACAAAAUUGUCUUAG
This is a messenger RNA of Camelina sativa (false flax), 1497 nucleotides long. The record is from RefSeq and is a predicted model, not a curated record. Lineage: Eukaryota; Viridiplantae; Streptophyta; Magnoliopsida; Brassicales; Brassicaceae.